Molecule: messenger RNA, 1305 nt
Organism: Galdieria sulphuraria
Lineage: Eukaryota; Rhodophyta; Bangiophyceae; Galdieriales; Galdieriaceae
Product: biotin synthetase
Exons: 2
Coding region: 113-1246 (377 amino acids)
Biological process (GO): biotin biosynthetic process
Cellular component (GO): mitochondrion
Molecular function (GO): biotin synthase activity; 2 iron, 2 sulfur cluster binding
Source: RefSeq, a predicted model, not a curated record
AUUACAAUUCCUUUCGAGUAUAAUCUAAAUCCAUUUGUCGUUUUGGCGCGGAUAGUUUGUGUGUUACUUUGUGGAAAACAAAGCACACAAGGUAAUAAGUUCGAGUUGCACAAUGUUGGCUCGACGAUUGUUGACACUAAGACAAUUCACUCGUUUCAGCAGCGUUCUGGCACAACCCAGUGGAGCCCAGACCUCCGAAUCUUUUCCUAUUCGUUCGGACUGGACACUUGAACAAGUUGAAAAUGUAUACUGUCAGCCACUUUUAGAGUUGAUCUAUCAAGCUGCCACUGUACAUCGCCAGUAUUUUGAUUCUACUCAAGUACAACAGUGUACCUUGUUGAGCAUUAAGUCAGGUGGAUGUCCUGAAGACUGCAAGUAUUGCUCACAAUCAAGUCAUCACAAGACUUUUGUGAAAGCAGAGCCGUUGAUGCAGAAACAAGAAAUUUUACAAGCUGCUAAACAAGCAAAGGAAUCUGGAAGCACUCGCUUUUGUCUGGGUGCUGCGUGGAGAGGAGUUUCUCAAGUAGGAAAUCGUCAGUUUGAACGUAUUUUAGACGUAAUAGGUGAAAUUCGUUCCAUGGGCUUGGAAGUAUGCGCCACUCUUGGUUUACUUACCAAAGACCAAGCUUUGAAGCUAAAAGAAGCGGGUCUCACGGCGUACAAUCAUAAUCUGGAUACAAGUAGAGAGUUUUAUCCUAAGGUUAUAUCUACGAGAACCUUUGAAGAUCGCCUCAAUACGUUGCAAAGUGUUAGAGAUGCUGGUAUUUCUGUUUGUUGUGGAGGCAUUUUAGGUUUGGGAGAAACAGACGAGGAUCGCAUAAGUUUAUUGCAUACUUUGGCAACUAUGCCGAAGCAUCCUGAGUCGGUUCCAGUUAAUGCUUUGGUUGCAACCAAAGGAACUCCGUUAGAAGAUAUGAAGCCGGUUUCUGUUUGGGAAAUGUGUCGAAUGAUUGCUUCAGCUCGCAUUCUUAUGCCGUCUUCUAUGGUUCGCUUAAGUGCUGGUCGAAUUUCUCUAAGUCCUGCUGAGCAAGCCUUGUGUUUCCUUUCUGGAGCAAAUAGUAUUUUUACUGGCGAAAGACUUUUAACCACUCCAAAUAACGAAUUUGCACAAGAUCAGAUAUUGUUCCAGACUUUGGGUCUCAGAGGGAAACCUCCUUUUUUCCCUAUGGACAAGGAAGCUACGGAAAGUAAGAAGCAGCAGAUAGGAAAUAACUAUCAGAGUUGUGCCUCAGCUACGCCGUUGUAAGACACUUUUUGAUAAUAAAAUUAUUUUGAAUAUUGCUGAUUAAAUUUGUUUUUGGAAAA